CCCGCCCCCUCGCACAUUUCAACACCCUGCCGUACCGCCAUUCGCCGGCGCCGCGUUUCUCCCUCGCCGCCACCCGCCCCAACCUUCGCCCCGCAUCCUUUCAUACCACCAGACAUGACCGCCCUCGAGGAUCCCGUCUUCGCGCUGGACCCGGCGUAUGUGGCCCACCUGCGCGCCGAGCGGGGCCUGGAGCUCCGGUUCAUUGAGGACGACGAUUUUGAGGGCUACCUGCACCUCCUCGGCCAGCUGACCACGGUGACGCCCCUGACGAGGGAGGCCUUUUCGCGUGCGUCCUGACAUCCCGAUGCGCCGGCCCAGGCCCAGGCCCGUGCGGGCCCCGCACCGGCAGUUGCUGACCGCCGGCCUCGCCCCCUUAUACCUGCGCAAAGUCAUCCUCCGCCGCCAGCGCACACAGCAGUCCUCCUGCACGCUAGUCCUGCUGGCCGACGGCCGGCUGGUGGCCACGGCCAAGGUGGUGAUCGAGGACAAGCUGUCGCGUGGCGGCAGCCGCGUGGCCCGGCUCGAGGAUGUGGUGGUCUGCGCGGCCAGCCGCAAGGGCGGCUUCGGCCGGCUGGUGGUCGAGGAGGCCUUCCGCGUGGCCGCGCGCGCCGGCGCCUGGCGCGUGAACUUCGCCGCGCGCGCCGAGGCGGUCACCUUCUACGAGCACAUCGCCGACGGCCGAAUCACCCGGGCCAAAGACCAAAUGUAUGAGCUGGUGCUGGGCAGCUGGCUCCAGGCCGGGGCCGGCCCCCAGUAGGGCGGCCGCCGGGCGGCACCCGGCUCGGCCCGGCGGCCAGGGGGUGCGCUCGCCCCAUCCCCCGGCCCCCUCCCCCCCUCCUCCUCCUCCUGCUGGGGCCCAUGCCCGGGGGAGAAUACACCACCAUCUCCCC
This is a messenger RNA of Fonticula alba, 890 nucleotides long. RefSeq lists its product as hypothetical. The transcript is spliced from 2 exons. Gene Ontology annotation, biological process: UDP-N-acetylglucosamine biosynthetic process. NCBI's taxonomy places the organism in Eukaryota, Rotosphaerida, Fonticulaceae. The record is from RefSeq and is a predicted model, not a curated record. The coding region runs from base 305 to 757 and encodes 150 amino acids. Gene Ontology annotation, cellular component: endoplasmic reticulum; Golgi apparatus; endoplasmic reticulum-Golgi intermediate compartment. Gene Ontology annotation, molecular function: monosaccharide binding; glucosamine 6-phosphate N-acetyltransferase activity.